AUGGCUUCGAUUGCGCGCCAGUCCCUCCUUUCCAGGCACUCUUGUCUGUCUGCCUUCCGGUCGCCCUUGGUGAACAGGAACGUGUCGCAGGUUGUGGCUUUCCAUGCUUCUGCGAAGAAGCAGAUUCUACCUCCUCAGCCUCAGGUCAUUCGGGGAACAAUGAACGACCCUGCUCCUAUUCCCAAGCCUCACCCUUCGGAGGGUAGCUACCACUGGACAUUCGAGAGACUCAUCUCCGUCGGACUGAUCCCUCUGACCAUCGCUCCCUUCGCUGCCGGCUCUCUGAACCCUGUCAUGGACUCUGUCCUCUGUACCCUGCUGGUACUCCACUCUCACAUUGGUUUCCAUGCCUCUAUCAUCGACUACUUCCCCAAGCGCCGCGUCCCUAAGACCAAGACGUUCAUGAACUGGCUGCUGCGUGCUUUCACUGUUACCACGGCCGUCGGUCUGUACGAAUUCGAGACAAACGAUGUUGGUAUCACAGAGGCCAUCAAGCGGGUGUGGAAGGCAUAG
This is a messenger RNA of Aspergillus lentulus, 513 nucleotides long. The record is from RefSeq and is a predicted model, not a curated record. Lineage: Eukaryota; Fungi; Ascomycota; Eurotiomycetes; Eurotiales; Aspergillaceae.